Lactuca sativa (garden lettuce) is the source of this 672-nucleotide messenger RNA. Lineage: Eukaryota; Viridiplantae; Streptophyta; Magnoliopsida; Asterales; Asteraceae. The record is from RefSeq and is a predicted model, not a curated record.
AUGGUUGUUCUAUCUGAACUUUUAGAAGGAUCUUCAUCUUCUUCAUCAACUCAUGGCCAUAAUCCAUCAACUUCUGGUCAUAGUUCAUCAACUCAUGCUCAUAGAUAUGAUGUAUUUUUAAGUUUUAGAGGUCUCGAUACUCGUCAUAGUUUCACUAAUCACCUUUAUAAAGCCCUCAUUGAUGCCAAUAUCAUUACCUUCUUGGAUGAUGAAGAGAUUGAAACAGGGGAAGCUCUAAAACCGGAAUUGGAGAGUGCAAUUAAGGCAUCUCGGGCUUCUAUUAUCAUAUUAUCUAAGAAUUACGCUACUUCAACAUGGUGCUUGGAUGAAUUGGUGUUAAUCCUUGAGCAGCGUAUGAUAUCGGACCACAUUGUCAUCCCAAUCUUUUAUCAUGUGGAGCCCACCCAUGUCAGGAUGCAACAAAGUAGCUUUGGGGAUGCAUUGUUUAAGCAUAAACAGACAAUGGAUGAAGAGAUGGAUGAAAAUAAAAGAAGACAAUGGGCUCAAAAAAUAGAUCGAUGGAGUAAAGCACUUACGGAAGUUGCUAAUUUAAAAGGAAAUGAAGUAAAUGGCAGGUACCCACAUAUUUACCCGUAUUUUCAUACUCCUUCAGUUUUGUUUGAAAACACAUUGAAAUUUUCAAUAUCAUCUUUAGCGUAUGCAUUUCGGUAA